AUGCCCUUCUACGUCCACAUCUCAAACCGCCACAACGUCCACAUCUCAAACCGCCACAACGGCAACUACCCUGGCGAAUGGCAUCGCUGGCUGUUAGCCGCCACCACCCGGGACGAUGCGAAGAGAUUCUACUGGGGGCUGCACAAGUACACCAAGACAGACAAUGCAAGCAUCAAAUCUGUCACGGCCGAGACCAUGGAGUGGUGGAACUACGACGCCAGUGACGGCUUCAGUCUCCAGAACCUCUAUAAAUGGAUUCAGCAGAAGCAGACGGACCAAUACAAAGACAUCCAAGAACUCACCGACACCCGCGAGAGGACCCUUCUUACCAUCCUGCCGGAUACCAACUUUGGAGACCGGUUCUGGCUGAUUCUGCCCGGGUUCCAGGAUACGUCGAUUGAAGAUCUGUGGGAGGAUCGAGCGCGUCUUUGAGAGACGAAUCGGAGCUUGGUCAGGAUGAC
This is a messenger RNA of Aspergillus japonicus CBS 114.51, 461 nucleotides long. RefSeq lists its product as uncharacterized. The record is from RefSeq and is a predicted model, not a curated record. Lineage: Eukaryota; Fungi; Ascomycota; Eurotiomycetes; Eurotiales; Aspergillaceae. The transcript has a single exon. Bases 1 to 432 code for a protein of 143 amino acids.